Messenger RNA from Penicillium verhagenii, 1479 nucleotides. RefSeq names its product putative flavin dependent monooxygenase. The coding region runs from base 1 to 1479 and encodes 492 amino acids. NCBI's taxonomy places the organism in Eukaryota, Fungi, Ascomycota, Eurotiomycetes, Eurotiales, Aspergillaceae. The transcript has 2 exons. The record is from RefSeq and is a predicted model, not a curated record. Gene Ontology annotation, molecular function: N,N-dimethylaniline monooxygenase activity; NADP binding; flavin adenine dinucleotide binding.
AUGACACUCACAAAUCCCAUUCGGCGUGUUGCUGUUAUUGGAGCAGGGCCAUCUGGUCUUGCUGCUGUAAAAUACCUUCGAGAGGAAAAGUACUUUGAACAAAUUGAUGUGUUUGAGCAGAGGAGCUCCCUUGGUGGAGCCUGGAAUUAUACCCCAAGCUCUUCCAAAUCCAGCGUUCCAACCACUGUGCCCCAUCUGAAUCCUCAUGAACCUGUUGAGAAGCCAAUAUGGAUCAAUCAAUCCGAGGGGGCGCGCAAGCCAAUUUUUGUGUCCCCGGUAUAUGAAAAGUUGGAAACCAAUAUUCCAAAGGAGUUGAUGCAGUAUUCGGACCAUGCCUUUCCCGAGGAUUCUCAGCUCUUUCCUGAACACGAGACUGUGAAACAAUAUCUUGAAGCAUAUGCCGAGGAUACGAAGAGUCACAUUCAAUUCGAAACACAAGUCAACGGAGUGAAGCUCGAAAACGAAGAGCUGAGUACUUGGGCCCUCACCGCAACAAAGCUUCAAACAGGGACAGAAGCCACGUAUAUCUACGAUGCCGUGGUCGUGGCAAGCGGCCAUUUUAAUGUUCCAUACGUUCCAGAUAUCCCGGGAAUAGAAGUUUGGGAUAAGGCAUACGCGGGUGCCGUUUCUCACUCCAAGCUAUACGACUCACCUGAAGUAUUUCGAGAGAGGAAAGUCGUGGUCGUGGGAAGUUCUGCUUCGGGGCUCGAUAUUGCAGCUCAGAUUAAUGAAGUCAGCAAAGAAAAGGUUAUAGUGUCUCAGAAGUCUGAAUCGUAUCUUGCAGCUUCAGCCCCUUCGGAUAAAAUAAUUCGUCCUCAGAUUGUCGAAUUUAUGUCUCCUAAGAUACAUGACCGAGGCCUUCGAUUCGCAGAUGGCCACAUUGAAGACAAAAUAGAUGCUGUCGUCUUUUGCACGGGGUAUCUUUACUCUUUCCCAUUUCUAUCAUCUCUUGAGCCAGCUGUCAUAACGGAUGGGUGGCGCACGAAGAACGUCUAUCGGCAGCUUUUCUAUAUCAACCACCCUACUCUUGCCUUUCCUGUUCUUUCACAGCGAGUGGUUCCCUUUGUCACAGCGGAAAAUCAAGCCGCUGUGUUCUCUCGUGUAUGGUCGGGGAGGCUUCACCUUCCAGAGCAGGAACAUAUGAAAGCAUCUGAAAACUCUGAAGUUACACAGAAAGGGGAUGGAAAGGCCUUUCAUGUUAUGCCUUUCCCUAUGGACGUAGACUACUUGAAUCUUUUACACAAUUGGGCGACUAGUGCCAAAGCCCGCCCAGGGCUUGAGGAAAGCGGGAGAGGAAAAUUGGGAAAACACUGGGGAGAUCGCGAAAGAUGGAUGCGGGCACUGUUCCCGGAGAUUCGCCGAGCCUUUGUUCAAAUAGGAGAGCAGCGCAGUAAGAUAAAGACACUUGAAGCGCUUGGAUUUGACUUUGAAACUUGGAAAAGGGACCAGGAACAGAAUGAGGGACUUGCGAAAUCGUAG